AUGUCUGAUCAACCAAUUUUGAUAAUCGGUGCCGGCAUCAGCGGCCUUGUGUUUGCCCAGUACCUGCUAAGCCAUGAUAUUCCUUUCGAGAUCUUCGAUCGAGACCCCGCAAGCGACGCACGGAGCGGUGGAUGGGGUUUGACAUUGCAUUGGUCACUUCCUGCUCUGCGCGAGCUACUACCGAGGAACAUCGUCGAUCGUUUCCCCGAAACCUUCGUCAAUAAAGAAGCAUCAGCUCGAGGUGAUACCGGUCGCUUUCAAUUUUUCGACUUAAAGUCAGGAGCUGCCUUGUACGACUCACCUGCCGUUGAACGUAUUCGAGUCAGCCGGGCUCGCUUACGAGAGUUACUGGCUACCGGCGUCAAUGUACAAUGGGGUAAAAGCCUGCAUAACGUCUCGUCUUCCGGCGAUACGAUCACCGCACACUUCCAAGAUGGCACCUCUGCUACUGGCAAGCUACUUGUCGCAUGUGAUGGCUCAAGAUCGCGAACGCGUGAAAUACUCUAUCCAGAUACACAGAUGAAUAAAUUGCCAGUACAGCUGCUGGGUGCAUCAACACUGUAUACUGCGGAGGAGCUGGGUGGCGCCCAAUCCAUCGACCCCUUCAUUUUCCAAGGCUCUCAUCCGGAAUCGAACGUCUUUCUAUUCUUCAGCUUCCUCGAUACCCCAAACAAUUUUGAGGACAGCAGCAAAGACCGUUAUAACUGCCAGGUUAUCAUCUCUUGGGCAGACUCAAAGGGAAUCCCGGUCCCCAAUAAUAACGCUGAACGUAUUGCGUUAAUGAAGAAUAUGACAGAGAAUUGGUCGGAGCCUUUCCGCUCCCUAGUCCAGAAACUCCCUGAUGAUGUGGAAGUGCGCUCGAUUCGUAUCGAAGAUUGGAUGUUCAGCCUAGGAAGGGCUCAUGCGCACCCCCGGGCGGUGCUAGUUGGAGAUUCGGCACAUACCAUGACCAUGUUCCGCGGAGAAGGCGCAAAUAACGCGAUUGUGGAUGUCCUUGAUCUUGUGAAGCGUCUCAAUAUAACAGAUACAAGCUCUUUCGAUUCUAUCGAUUUAGUAUCCUCCAUCGCCGCCUAUGAGAACGAUGUCUUCGCACGUGCCGAGCCCAGUUUCCUCAAGUCUCGACAGGCAUGCUUAGAUGCCCACGACUUUUCAAAGAUUGAAGGAAGCCCACUGGUUGGGUCAAGGGACCGUGUAUGA
Molecule: messenger RNA, 1197 nt
Organism: Penicillium soppii
Lineage: Eukaryota; Fungi; Ascomycota; Eurotiomycetes; Eurotiales; Aspergillaceae
Product: FAD-dependent oxidoreductase
Exons: 5
Coding region: 1-1197 (398 amino acids)
Molecular function (GO): FAD binding
Source: RefSeq, a predicted model, not a curated record